Nilaparvata lugens (brown planthopper) is the source of this 1819-nucleotide messenger RNA. Its product is annotated as pickpocket protein 28-like. Gene Ontology annotation, biological process: sodium ion transmembrane transport. Gene Ontology annotation, cellular component: membrane. The record is from RefSeq and is a predicted model, not a curated record. Gene Ontology annotation, molecular function: ligand-gated sodium channel activity. The coding region runs from base 89 to 1651 and encodes 520 amino acids. The transcript has 11 exons. NCBI's taxonomy places the organism in Eukaryota, Metazoa, Arthropoda, Insecta, Hemiptera, Delphacidae.
UAUCACUCCAAUUUAGAAGAUGUUCUAAACAUUGAUAUUGUCAUCACUGGCAUUGGUGAUCUGGUGAUCGGGUAGUGCGUUGGACAAGAUGCCGAGAAAUAGGAGAACGUUCAUUAAACGACAUAUUGACGAAUAUUGUGAAAAUUCAUCUUUGGCUGGAGUUAAAUAUGUUGUCGCUAAAGACAGAUCAGUAUUUGAAAGAGCUUGGUGGAUGAUCGCAAUCACAUGCAGUUUCCUGCUGAGUUUGUACCUGAUUAGAGGAUUGUGGGUCAAGUGGAAUGAUUCGCCUGUUAUAGUAUCCUUUGCAGAAAAGUCGACCUCUGUAUGGGAAAUUCCUUUCCCUGCUGUUACCAUAUGCAGCAGCAGCAGAGUGAGACGAUCGGUCUUCAAUUACACAAAGUAUUAUGAAAUGGAUGAUUAUGAACUCACUGAGGACGAAAGAAGAAAACUUUCUAGCGUUGAUUUGCUGUGUUUGAAACCUGAUGAGAAUGGAGAAGAACUGAUCAAUGAAUCAAGGAUUGACUCUCUAGAAGAGGUUGUUACAGAAGAAUUCAUAAAAAUAUGCGCUUGGGGAAACGGUUUAAACAUCAAUUGUAGUAAUCGUUUCACUCCAAUAAUGACUGAUCGAGGAUACUGCUUCACUUCAAACUCACUUAGUCAUUCCGACAUUUAUCAUGAAGAUGGAUUGAAUUCCAAGUAUCUGAAAUCACUUCCAAAUGCUAUCCAUUGGGACUUGGAGAAAGGCUACGAUAAUAAAGCUCCUUUGAACAUGUCUUAUCCACUCAGGGUCAACAACUCUGGCAAGAAGUUAGGCCUAUCGAUUCUGAUGAUGAUGAAUACCAGUGAAUAUGACAUGCUAUGCUCGGGCUUUCUAAAAGGAUUCACGGUAACAUUGCACAAUCCAGCUGAGAUUGCUCCUGUUUCUGAUCGGUAUUUUGAUGUGCCUCUCAACCAAAAAGUAUCUCUGGCUGUAAAGCCCAAUAUGAUGACAACUAGCAGCAAUCUCAGGAACUACAGUCCUGAACGCAGGCAAUGCUAUUUUGCACAUGAAAGGAAGCUUGCAUUCUUCAAAGUGUACACUCAAAAUAACUGUGAAAUGGAAUGCCAAACUAAUUACUCCUUGAAGGAAUGCGGCUGUGUUUGGUUCCACAUGCCAAGAGCAAAGGAUACUCCAAUCUGUGGUGGAAAGCGUCAUGACUGUGUAUUAUUCAAGGCUUUUGAAAAGAGGAUUACUGAUGAGAUACAUGCAAAAUUCAAUAAUGAGGUAGGCUCAACUUGCAAUUGUUUGCAAUCAUGCACGUCACUUGCUUAUGAAGCUGAAACAUCUCAAGGAAAUAUCAUGGAUAUAAAGGAUUUGAUGGUUUUAUUAGAUCAUCCACAACUGGGAGCACAAGAUUUAUCAUAUUCAUUAUUAGAAAUUCAUUUCAAGUAUCCUCAGUUCAUUGCAAGUCAACGUAGUGCUUUAUACGGACUAUCCAAUUUUCUUGGUAUUUGUGGUGGACUACUUGGAUUGACUAACGGUUUUUGCCUUCUGAGUCUGGUUGAAAUAAUUUAUUACUUGACAUUGAGACUUUACAACAAUUAUUAUUCCCAGGAGGAAGAAGAACGAAAUGACACUGAGAUGGAUGAUUUAGGAGAAUUAAAUGUGUGAGACUAUUGCUUGCUGCUUUUAAAAUCACAGUCAUAUAUAUAGCCAAUUGAAAGAAUUUUUCACGCAAAUGUGAAACAUGACUGAUUAAUUGUUUUUCACUCUAAACUUAUUGACACAGAGAUGUUGUGUUCCCAUAAAUGAGAGUGAAAUAAAUAAUAUUUUGUCAGU